Drosophila busckii is the source of this 1903-nucleotide messenger RNA. RefSeq names its product adenylosuccinate synthetase (gene Adss). Gene Ontology annotation, molecular function: adenylosuccinate synthase activity; GTP binding. The record is from RefSeq and is a predicted model, not a curated record. The coding region runs from base 78 to 1424 and encodes 448 amino acids. The transcript has 5 exons. Lineage: Eukaryota; Metazoa; Arthropoda; Insecta; Diptera; Drosophilidae. Gene Ontology annotation, biological process: 'de novo' AMP biosynthetic process; IMP metabolic process. Gene Ontology annotation, cellular component: cytoplasm.
UAUAGCCUCGUGUUCCGUUGUCAGCGCCAGAUUGAGUCCGGUUGUCGGUGUCGAGAGUUUUCUUUUAAUAAGACGAAAUGUCGGCGACAAGUGCUGUAAACGGCAAUCUCUACGAGCAGCUGCAUCAAGGACGUACUAAUAUGUACAAGUCCAAGGUGGAUGUUGUCCUGGGUGCCCAAUGGGGCGAUGAAGGCAAGGGCAAAGUUGUGGACAUGCUGGCCUCUGAGGUGGACAUUGUCUGCAGGUGUCAGGGCGGCAAUAACGCUGGACACACGGUGGUCGCCAAUGGCACCGAAUUCGAUUUCCAUCUUUUGCCCAGCGGCGUAGUUAAUGAGAAAUGCAUUUCGGUCAUCGGCAAUGGCGUUGUCAUACAUUUGCCUUCGCUGUUCGAUGAGGUGCUCAAGAACGAGGCCAAGGGACUGCAGCAGCUGGAACAUCGUUUGAUCAUCUCGGAUCGUGCGCAUCUGGUGUUUGACUUCCAUCAGCUGGUGGAUGGCAUGCAGGAGGCGGAAAAGGGCGGCAAGUCCUUGGGCACCACCAAGAAGGGCAUUGGUCCGGCCUACUCCAGCAAGGCCACACGUAACGGCAUUCGCGUGGGCGAGCUGCUUGGCGACUUUAACAUUUUUAAAGAGAAAUUUACAUCGAUUGUGAACACCCAUUUGCGUUUGUUCCCAAAUAUCAAGGUUGAUGUUGAUGCAGAGCUGGCACGCUAUAAGGAUUAUGUGGAGAAGCUGCGUCCUUACGUCAAGGAUACCAUUUGCUUUUUGCAUACGGCGUUGCGCAAUGGCAAAACCAUUCUGGUGGAGGGAGCGAAUGCAGCUAUGCUGGAUAUUGACUUUGGCACAUAUCCAUAUGUGACGAGCAGCAAUUGCAGCAUUGGUGGCGUGCUGACUGGUCUGGGCUUGCCGCCACAGACAAUUGGCGAGGUGAUUGGCGUGGUCAAGGCGUACACGACGCGCGUGGGCGAUGGUCCAUUCCCCACGGAGCAGUUGAACGAAGUUGGUGAGCUGCUGCAGACGCGCGGCUUUGAGAUCGGCGUCACCACCAAGCGCAAGCGCCGUUGUGGCUGGCUGGAUCUUUCUCUGCUGAAGUAUACUUCGCUGGUCAAUGGCUACACUUGCAUUUGCUUAACAAAGCUGGAUAUUUUGGAUACCUUCCCUGAGAUCAAAGUGGGUAUUGGCUACAAGCGUAGCAAUGGCGAGAAGCUGGAUCAUUUCCCUGGCACAAUUAGCGAGCUAGCUGACAUUGAGGUCGAGUACGCAGUACUGCCCGGCUGGCAAACGUCCACCGAGCACAUACGCUGCUUUAAGGAGUUGCCCGAGAAUGCACAAAGCUACGUCCGCUUUAUGGAGAGCCAUUUGAGCGUACCUGUGCGCUGGGUUGGCGUUGGCAAGGGACGCGAGUCUAUUAUUAAUGUACAUUAGCCUAGCCAUACACACAAAAACAAACAAACUCGAUGUGAGACAGCACGCUGUAAUUGAGCUAAUCUAGUAGUCCUGGAUGUGGCGCGUUUAAACUAUCUAACCAUAAAGUAAUAUUCCGACUUAUGUAAUCUACACAACAAAUUUGGACACAAACUUUUAGCAUAUUGCUUAUUUAGGUUUUAUUUAAUAGUAUGAUUGUCAUCAUUUUAUAAUUUUCAACAUAAACUGCACUCUCAUAUAUUAUGAUUUUGUUGAGGCGUACUUAGUUUUUAAGAACCGUCAAGUGCAGUUGAAAAACUUUUGUAUGCUUGAUAAAAAAAAAUUGUUCAUGUACAAUAACUAAUUAACGCUAUUUUAAUACGUAUUUAAAUACAAUAUUGUGCUUACACUUGUAUAAUUUCAAAUUGAAUCAAUUUAUCAGUUAUUGGCUGUCCAGUCGCCUUGGCGAAGAAAAUCUUAAAUAAAAAUAUAACGUUUAA